Messenger RNA from Linum tenue, 114 nucleotides. The record is from the annotation of a GenBank genome assembly. NCBI's taxonomy places the organism in Eukaryota, Viridiplantae, Streptophyta, Magnoliopsida, Malpighiales, Linaceae.
AUGCCCGUGUGCAAACACAUGUUUCAUGUAGCUUGUAUUGACAACUGGCUUAGCGUGAAAAUUACAUGUCCUGUUUGUCGACAACGCAUAUUCAAUUUGAGGAAUGAUAGAUGA